GUCACACACCAUUACAGCAAAGCAAAGCAAAACCUCUCAAGAACAUAAAGCCAGAAGCUGAUCCGAGGAGGAAGAGUACAAGAACAGCACGGUAAAUCAUUCCAUCAAGCCAGUAAGCUAAAUGAGGCCAGGAGCAGGGUUCAAUGCGACGGCGGCGGCGGCGGCGAAGGCCGUGGUUGCCCCCGCGGCUUUUGACAGCGCCGCGCAUUCCGCGUGGCACUCGCCGGUACCGUACCUCUUUGGCGGCCUGGCCGCGAUGCUGGGCCUCAUAGCCUUCGCGCUCCUCAUCCUCGCGUGCUCUUACUGGAAGCUGUCCGGGUACCUGGAGCGCGGGGCCGGCCGCGGCGACGAGGACGGUUCCGCCGCCGAUGGCGGGAAGCCGUCGGCAUCGGACCUGCCGCCGCCGAUAUGGGAGGAGAAGAUACUGGUCAUCAUGGCCGGGGACGUGAAGCCGACGUACCUGGCCACGCCCAUGUCUAGCAGAGCGUCCUCCUUUGUAGACCGUAGCAACAAGGGCGACGAGGAGGAGAAGAACAAGGUGCAAGAAGUCGCUUUGGCAAGCAUCAAGGAUGCUGAGGGUGGUGAGCACAGUGAGAGCCGGAGAGAGAGAGGAACACCACAUCCCUGAGCUGUGUGUUUUACUCUUCAGUUGUUUAGUUCUAGGUUUCUUUUGGUUUUCCGGCUCGGAAUCGUUGGCGAGAGGCCGAAACAGAACGACGAACAAUUUUGUCUUGGUUUGCUCAGAGAAGUGAAUCAAUUUGAUGACGCCGAAAACCAUCU
This is a messenger RNA of Phragmites australis (common reed), 780 nucleotides long. RefSeq names its product protein GLUTAMINE DUMPER 2-like. NCBI's taxonomy places the organism in Eukaryota, Viridiplantae, Streptophyta, Magnoliopsida, Poales, Poaceae. The record is from RefSeq and is a predicted model, not a curated record. The transcript has a single exon. Gene Ontology annotation, biological process: regulation of amino acid export. The coding region runs from base 122 to 628 and encodes 168 amino acids.